This is a messenger RNA of Debaryomyces fabryi, 360 nucleotides long. It is a transcript of the gene ARC19, whose product is annotated as Arc19p. Gene Ontology annotation, molecular function: actin filament binding. Bases 1 to 360 code for a protein of 119 amino acids. NCBI's taxonomy places the organism in Eukaryota, Fungi, Ascomycota, Pichiomycetes, Serinales, Debaryomycetaceae. The transcript has a single exon. The record is from RefSeq and is a predicted model, not a curated record. Gene Ontology annotation, cellular component: actin cytoskeleton; Arp2/3 protein complex. Gene Ontology annotation, biological process: actin filament polymerization; Arp2/3 complex-mediated actin nucleation.
AUGAUAAUAGCUAGAAACGAGAAUGAAAAAAUCUUAAUUGAGCCUUCUGUAAAUUCAGUUAGAGUCUCUAUAAAGAUUAAACAAGCAGAUGAGAUAGAGCAAAUCUUAGUUCAUAAGUUUACCAGGUUUUUGACGUCGAGAGCUGAAAAUUUCUUUAUUUUAAGAAGAGUCCCUAUAAAAGGAUAUGAUAUAUCAUUUUUAAUUACUAAUUUCCAUACCGAACAAAUGUUGAAAGACAAAUUAGUCGAUUUCAUCAUAGAAUUCAUGGAAGAUGUUGACAAAGAAAUUAGUGAAAUGAAAUUGUUCUUAAAUGCGAGGGCAAGAGUUAUUGCUGAGGCAUACUUGACCCCAUUCGAUUAA